Molecule: messenger RNA, 1703 nt
Organism: Vitrella brassicaformis
Lineage: Eukaryota; Vitrellaceae
Source: the annotation of a GenBank genome assembly
AUGACCGAGAUCUCCACCAGCAUCGCCGCAACUCCCGACAGCACUUCGCAGCUGCUGCAGCCACUCGUCCAGCUGGUUUCCCUCAGGCAUGUGCCGUGCAUCACCCAGAAGGCCUUUGAUGCAGACAUCCUGCCGAUGCUGAAGGAGCAGCUGGGCGACGACCGCCACCCCGACCACCAGCAACAGGCGGCAUCCGCACUGGACGACAUCGCAUCAGUCGGCAUCCCCACUGGACGAAAUCGCAUUGGACGACAUCACAUCCCGCCAGAGAUGCAGGCCGUCAUCGACGCGGGUGCCGUCCCGCACCUCGUGCAGCUGGUGUCGUCACCCGACGAAGGCGUGUGUCUGGCGGCAAUGAAGGCACUGGCCAAUCUCAGCGACCCAAUACUCCUGGGCGAGCAGCGCGGCAACAUUCUGCAACUGGGAGUCCUCGAGCGACUGCAGACGACGAUGCGCGAGAAAACGUCGUUCGUGGUGCUCCGCUUGGGUGCAGACCUAAUGUGGAGGCUGUGCCUCCGGAACCCCCACCCACCCGCAUCCGAUGCCGUCGCGCCGUUCGUGCCCUUGCUGGCCAACAUCAUCCGCACACACUGGCUUCACCAAGAGCGCGGCCUCCUGGAUGAAGCCGUGUCGGCGCUGGCGGCCAUCAGUAACGGCAGGGUCGACGAUGAGCUUCGCGAUGCUGUGGUGGCGACGGGGGUGUGUGAGUGGCUGGUGAAGCUGGCGGCGGGGGAGUGGGCUAUGUGUGGAAUUCCAGAGAACGCUUUAACUGUGUUAGCCAACAUUGCACAAGGUCAGUUGCCCUGACGCAGAGAGGGGGAGAGGGGGAGAGAGUGUUGUGUGUCCAUGCAGGUACCGAUGCCCAUCGUGACGUGCUGGCUGAGUGUGGUGUCAUCCCACGGCUCAGCAAGCUGCUGGAGCCACCGGCGACCAACGAGAUCAUGCACCAGCAGAUACCGACGAGCAACGAGGUCUUGCGGCAGCAGCAACCGACGACCAACGGGUUCUGGCUCCGUCUUCGCGCGCUGCAUCUCGCGCGAGCGCACUACACUGCCUGUCAUAUUCUCACGAGUAUGAUCAAUGAGGGUAAGAACGAAAUACCAGCAAUCGUCCCUGAUUGCAAACGUCACCCGUGUGUCUGUGAAUGAAGGGACGGCUGGCCAUGUCGUGGCGGUCGUCAAUAGUGGAGCAGUGCCGCACCUCCUCGACAUCAUGACGGCGGACAACAUGUAUGCGGCGGUCGUCAAUUAUGGAGCAGUGCCGCCCUUCCUCGACAUCAUGACGGAGAGUGGGCUGGGGAUAGUGCGGUGCAUCAAGCGGCUGGCAGCACGAGCCAUGGAGUACCUGCCGUACACGGCAUCGCAGCAGCAGGUAGGUGGGUGGGGUCGGGGGAACGAAUCACAUUUCUCCACCUGACCUCGUUCGUUCCUCCCUCGAUCCAUCCGAGUGUUCAGGUCGAGCUCACACCGACCAGUGAGGCGGCGGCGCCGAGUGAGGACACCAAACCGACCAGUGAGGCGGCGGCGCCGAGUGAGGACACCAACGCACAGCAGGUGAGGGGCAGACCAAAAGACACUCACCAUCAACGACGCUGACAUUUGUAUGUGUGUGCUGUACGUACGUCACUGUGGCACUGCAGGUGUCCGUAGCCACCGGACCAUCAUACCGUCAGAUCCACUGGAGCGGCGAGCCUCCACCCAUCG